Caenorhabditis elegans is the source of this 1163-nucleotide messenger RNA. NCBI's taxonomy places the organism in Eukaryota, Metazoa, Nematoda, Chromadorea, Rhabditida, Rhabditidae. The record is from the annotation of a RefSeq genome assembly.
AUGGUUGGGGUACUGUAGUUGUACUGUAGAGGUAAUCGGGAAUUUUCUGGGAACCUUCAAUUACUACAUUGAUCAUGUUCACUUUUUUGCUCUGGUGCUUGGAACUUUUCUUGGAGCAUUACAUGUUAUAGUACUCACCAGAAAGUGUAUGAGAAAACUUAGUAUUAAUUUAUUUUUGGCUGGAAUUGCGAUUGCUGACUGUAGCCGGUGCAUAUUUCUAGUAACUAUUUUUGUUCCAAAUAUCAAUCAACGUUAUUUAAACGAUGACUCAUGGUAAUUUAUAAUUUUUACACAGUUUUUGUUAUUUGUAGUAUAUUCCGAUAAUUACAGUUCCCUGUCGAACUCGCCUCUGGUGAUCUUUACCCAUAAUAUUUCGGCAUCAUCGGCGAAAAUUGCGGAAAACAUUUCAGUUUGGUUUGGUGUUACUAUCGCAGUCAUUAGAACUCUUGUCAUGAGAAAUCCACUGAAUAGCAGGUAUACUAUUAUGCCGUCUUUUAGAUUGAAACUUUUCAAAUUUAGAAUUACUUGCUUGACUGAAGCCAAAUAUGGCUCAAGAAUCAUCAUAUUAAUUUCAAUCGCUAUGUUCCUAUUGUGGACAUUCAACUAUUUAAGGCUAGAUUCGGCAACAGUUGGAGGAUGGCAACCACUUACUAAUUGUUAUAAUUUUUCGGAAAAUUCCACCAAAAUUGUGCUUGUAAAUGCACCAGGAGCGGAACUGCUUGGCAGCUUGGCAUUAAUCCCUUCGGUUGUUUUACCAAUUUCCACUAUUCGAUUAGUAAAUGAUUUGAGAGAAGCCGAAAAAACUUCAAGUUGCACUAAUAGCUCAGCAAGCAGCCGUAAUACCCUGCGAUCUAUAAAACUAGCAACUUUUAUGACAAUAUCACACAACCACACCGCAUGGAUUGAUGUACAUUAUUGGGGUCUUCACCGCAAGUACGCCAGGUCUAAAGUAAGUUAAUCGGAAUCUACUUUAAAAAAAACAUUGUCUUCAUUACAGUAUGAUACUAUUGAAAAUUUUGAUGCUGUUCAAAUUUCUGACAACCCUCAACGGUAUUUUCCACAUUUUGAUAUGCUAUUUUAUGUCAUCACAAUAUCGGAAUACAGCAGACAAAUUACUUGGAAGUCCACUGUUUAAAUCUAAAUUCUUUGUCCAUUCGUCUUGA